GGGACGCUCUUUCUUUCUUCUCGCUGGAAGACUGGAGGACCAGCGAGGGGCUGUUUGUGGAGCCGGCGGGCGGGCGGUUUGUCUCUCCUUCCUGCGCCUCUUUGGUGCUGGAAGGCGGGCCGCAGGGUAGCUGUUGGCGCCGCCGCCUCUCUGGGCCUGGGCGACUCACGUGACCGACGCCGGCUCUGAAGCGGUGGCCGCACCGAGGCGGCGGCGGCGGCGACUGCAGCUCGGGAGGUAGCGGCCUGGCGAGGGACCGGCCGGUUGCCCUCUCGGACGGCCGCGGCGGAGGACAAAAAUGGCGGAGGCUUCGGCGGCCGGGGCGGACUCGGGCGCCGCUGUAGCCGCCCACCGGUUUUUCUGCCACUUUUGCAAGGGCGAGGUCAGCCCCAAACUACCGGAAUAUAUAUGUCCCAGAUGUGAAUCAGGCUUUAUUGAAGAAGUGACAGAUGAUUCCAGUUUUUUAGGUGGUGGCGGCAGUCGGAUAGACAAUAGCACAACAACACAUUUUGCAGAGCUUUGGGGCCAUUUGGAUCACACGAUGUUUUUUCAAGAUUUUAGACCAUUUCUAAGUAGCAAUCCACUGGACCAAGAUAAUAGAGCCAAUGAAAGGGGUCACCAGACUCACACUGACUUCUGGGGAGCAAGACCUCCACGGUUGCCAUUGGGUCGGAGAUACAGAUCUCGAGGAAGUUCUCGUCCUGACAGAUCUCCAGCUAUUGAAGGAAUACUACAACACAUCUUUGCAGGAUUCUUUGCAAAUUCUGCCAUUCCUGGAUCUCCACACCCUUUUUCCUGGAGCGGGAUGCUGCACUCCAACCCUGGGGACUAUGCCUGGGGUCAGACAGGGCUUGAUGCCAUUGUAACCCAGCUUUUAGGACAACUGGAAAACACAGGCCCUCCCCCAGCUGACAAGGAAAAGAUCACAUCUCUUCCAACAGUGACAGUAACUCAGGAACAAGUUGAUAUGGGUUUAGAGUGUCCAGUAUGCAAAGAAGAUUACACAGUUGAAGAGGAAGUCCGGCAGUUACCUUGCAAUCACUUCUUUCACAGCAGUUGUAUUGUGCCAUGGCUAGAACUGCAUGACACAUGUCCUGUAUGUAGGAAGAGCUUAAAUGGUGAGGACUCUACUCGGCAAAGCCAGAGCACUGAGGCCUCUGCAAGCAACAGAUUUAGCAAUGACAGUCAGCUACAUGACCGAUGGACUUUCUGAAGCUAAAGACCACACCUGAAUCAGGGCUGUGGUAAUCAUCUUACCAUAGCUGUAAAUUGUAUCAAAACAAAAAAUUAGUAGAUGGAUUUAGGAAUCACAUAAGAAACAACACAUAAUAUAAAUGCAAUGAAUGUUUUUCUUCUUUAAAUUUAAAGUUAGUAUCUACAGAUGGAAUUGUAUCUACAACCAAAUGCCUCUUGUCCCUGAAUUCAGAGUGAUAAUUUUAUAAGUGUGAGACUUAAUUAUGUAGGGCUCCCCCCAUCUAAAUAGAAUUAAUUCCUUAAAGUCUAGUUAGGGUCCUGCUGUCUGUCAUGUUGGCUUGUAACGGAUGUUUCCACCUCCUUCUCCAACCUCUGCCCCACCAUUAGUGUAUUUUACCAUAAAAACAGUGGAACCACAGCCCUAAAGUCCUGCUGAUAUAAAGUCUUUUUGUCUUAAUUGUAUUUUAAAAAAAAACUACUCUUGAUCACAUUAGCUAUGAGGCGAGGUCAAAUUCAGGAAUCUAAGACUAAUGAUUUUGUUUUGUCUUGAUCCCCAGAGAGCAAAUCAAAGAAAAAUUACAGCAAGAAGAGAAAAGUGGUU
Molecule: messenger RNA, 1795 nt
Organism: Pongo pygmaeus (Bornean orangutan)
Lineage: Eukaryota; Metazoa; Chordata; Mammalia; Primates; Hominidae
Gene: RNF115
Product: ring finger protein 115
Exons: 9
Coding region: 299-1213 (304 amino acids)
Biological process (GO): protein ubiquitination; ubiquitin-dependent protein catabolic process
Cellular component (GO): cytoplasm; nucleus
Molecular function (GO): ubiquitin protein ligase activity
Source: RefSeq, a predicted model, not a curated record